UUCUGGGACAAUUCGACACUAAAUGUAAUUUCAUUGGCCUGAUCUAACAGAAUAGGCCAACGAAACCACUUAAUAUCGUACAACUCAGAAAAUUGACGCAAAAGCAAACUGACUGUACCGGCUGAUGUGACGUACAGGUUGUAAACAAAUGACUGCGUACGCGUAGGAAAUAGAAAAUUGCAUUUUAUUAAUGAACAAGUAUUCGCUUGUACUAUGUUCGGAGAAAAAGCAUUGGAGCUCAUAAAGGAACUCGAACGUUCCGCUGAGGGCAUCCCGCCGUUUAACGAUGACGGUAUCCGGCAGGUUUUAGAAGAAAUGCGAAUUCUUUGUCAAGCUAAUUUCGAUGAUAUAGAAAAUCCAACAACGGAUCCACCAAACUAUUCUUCCGUGCGAGUUCGUCACAUGGCAAUAAGCAGGAACAAGAGAUGCAUUUUGGCAUAUCUGUACAACAGGCUGCAGAAAAUAAGGCAGAUGCGGUGGGAAUUUGGCAGUAUUUUACCACCUGAAAUAAAAUCCUUGCUUUCCGAACCAGAAGUACAGUGGUUCACAUCAUACAGCAAAGCUUUAGCCACUUAUAUGAGAUCCAUUGGCGAUAAUUACGGGCUGAAUUUAGCCACUGACGUUACACCUCCAAAGUCGCUUUACAUUGAGGUACGAUGUUUAGUUGAUUAUGGAAAAUUGGAUCUGGAGGAUGGGGAGGUGAUAUUCCUAAAGAAAAAUAGCCAGUACUUAUUGCCACGCGCUGAGUGUGAAGGUCUGGUGAGGCAAGGUGUAUUGCAGCACGUGACUUCGUGAAUUUCCGAAUUGCCUCACAUUCGCCAGAAACCUAAAUUAUACAAUAUUUCGCAAGAGUUUGAUUUUAUUUUUUAUACUUAUUCCAACGUGAAUAAAUCGCUUGGAGCUGUAAUUCAUAAAGUUUAAAUAAAUAUUCUUUCAUUCCGUA
This is a messenger RNA of Neodiprion virginianus, 943 nucleotides long. RefSeq names its product DNA replication complex GINS protein PSF1-like. Lineage: Eukaryota; Metazoa; Arthropoda; Insecta; Hymenoptera; Diprionidae. The transcript has 4 exons. Bases 214 to 795 code for a protein of 193 amino acids. Gene Ontology annotation, biological process: DNA strand elongation involved in mitotic DNA replication; DNA replication. The record is from RefSeq and is a predicted model, not a curated record. Gene Ontology annotation, cellular component: GINS complex.